This is a messenger RNA of Symbiodinium sp. CCMP2456, 564 nucleotides long. The record is from the annotation of a GenBank genome assembly. Lineage: Eukaryota; Dinophyceae; Suessiales; Symbiodiniaceae.
AUGCAAGCCAACUAUGCCGACCACCCGGCCAACUUGGUGGAUGGUUCCUUCCGAGCUGGACGAGCCUUGCAAGGCACGCUGCAAGCCAAGCAACCUGGGCGGGCCUGGGCCUUCUUGCGCGAAAUUUUGUCGGAGACGCUCGAGGCCGACUUUGAAGCACAGGCAGAGAGGCGGCUCCUGGAGCCCAAAAAAACUCUGGCCAGGUGCAUCACCAAGCUGCCACACUUCGGAAGCCUUGCCUACAUUUCCUUUCGCGCGGUCUUCUUGGAGCUCAGCUCUUGCCUCACUCAUUUCGCGCAGAACUCUGCCAUAUUCCUGGACACGGCCCCGAUCGUGACCGUUCACUCCAGCCAGAUGUCACGCGAAUUGUCUGAAUCUGUUCGUGACAUGGAUGCAGGUAGCUCGUUCGAGGCAGUGCGUGAAGCUGAAGAGGCAAGCGGCGAGGCAGUCACGGACGGCGAGCACGUUGCGACGAGGCCGCAGCAGGCAGCAGGCAAAUUGCCGACUGCAGCCUUUCACAGAAGCCACUCACCGGCAAACGUCCGCAACUCGCUGCAAGCGUAA